This is a messenger RNA of Tachysurus fulvidraco (yellow catfish), 4390 nucleotides long. It is a transcript of the gene ubac1, whose product is annotated as UBA domain containing 1. Gene Ontology annotation, molecular function: protein binding. The transcript has 10 exons. Lineage: Eukaryota; Metazoa; Chordata; Actinopteri; Siluriformes; Bagridae. Bases 338 to 1606 code for a protein of 422 amino acids. The record is from RefSeq and is a predicted model, not a curated record.
CGUGUAGGAGCUUUCCCACUCUUCCGUGUUCCUCUGCUGCUGCCUCUAUCACAGGUGCGAACGAGACUCUGCGAGUUGCUUAGGAGAGCCGAGGAUAUUAGGUUGCAUUGACGGACUAAGUAAAGCACACGCUGACUGGCGGUAUCUCACGGCUUGCAAAAUGGUCGAAUAACAAUAACUAACCGUAGUCUGUUGUGGUUGUAUUCGGCAGAAGGAGAGUGUAGCUUAGCCAGCUAAUAAACAGUUAGCACGCUAGCUACAAUACACUGACUGCUAGGCUGCGGUGCGGCUUUAUUUCGGUAGAGCUGCUGCUCGGACUAGAGCUUGUUUCUCAACCAUGUUCGUACAAGAAGAGAAGAUCUUCGCAGGGAACGUGUUGAAGAUCCAUAUCUGUACCAUGGAGGGCACUGAGUGGAUGGAGGAAGUCACAGAAGAUAGCACUAUAGAGAAGCUGAAGGAGAAAUGCCUGAAGCACUGUGUGCAUGGGAAUCUAGAGGACCCCAAAACCAUCACGCAUCACAAACUCAUUCACGCAUCUACAGAGCGGAUUCUAACCGAAUCCAAAACCGUCGCAGAUGAAAACCUUAAAGAUAAAGACUGCUUGUUAUUGAUAAAGAAGAGAGCGCAAGCACCCAAUCCUAAAAUGACAGACGUAUCUGCGGAAGAGAAGAAGAAGCAGGAGAGCAAGGCUCCUGAUAAAGAUGCUAUACUCAAAGCCACUGCAAAUUUGUCCAUUCGUCACUCGGACCGCACUGUUACACAGCACAACAUCAGAGACUUCCAAACAGAACUGAGGAAGAUUCUGGUGUCGCUCAUCGAGGUAGCGCAGAAGCUCCUCGCUUUGAAUCCAGAUGCUGUUGAACUUUUCAAAAAGGCCAACGCGAUGUUGGAUGAGGAUGAUGAGGAACGUGUGGAUGAGAACGCGCUGCAGCAGCUGACCGAAAUGGGUUUCCCAGAGAGCCGUGCAGUCAAAGCACUGCGCCUUAACCACAUGUCUGUAACACAGGCUAUGGAGUGGCUGAUCGAGCACGUCGACGACCCCACAGUCGACACACCCCUGCCGGGCCAGGAAGCUCAAGGAGCAGCCGGAUCUUCAGCGCCUGUGUCUGUGUCUGCAGGUCCUCCUGCUACGGCUCAAGCAGCCACCGUCUCAAAGUCCAACGCUGAGGAAGCUAAGCAGGACGAGCUGACAGAGAUCUUUAAGAGGAUCCGGAGGAAACGAGAGUUCAGGCCGGACUCACGGGUUAGUGCCGUUUCACAAGAGGCAGUGAUUGCACUGAUGGAGAUGGGAUUUGAUGAAAAGGAAGUGAUUGACGCCCUCAGGGUCAAUAAUAAUCAACAGGAUGCUGCUUGUGAAUGGUUGCUCGGUGACAGAAAGCCUUCAGCUGAGGAUCUCGAUAAGGGCAUUGACACUGACAGCCCUCUGUUUCAAGCCAUACUGGAGAAUCCUGUGGUCCAGCUCGGCCUCACCAACCCCAAAAUACUGCUGGCGUUUGAGGACAUGCUGGAGAACCCUCUGAACAGCACACAGUGGAUGAAUGACACUGAGACCGGCCCUGUCAUGCUCCAGAUAUCCAGAAUCUUCCAGACACUCAACCGCACAUAAAGCACAUCAUAUCUCUGGAGUUUCUACAAACAGGACAGGCUUAUUCACUAAUAAGGGAAGUGUGUGUGUGCAAUUGUGUGUGUGUGGCCGGUACGCUAAGUUACAGUGAGCAAUGAAUGUAACAAUAAUAACAGGAUGGGAAUUUUUCAGUUUUAAAUAUUAUACAGAUAUCUAUUUAUAACUGACAGAACACUUGUAAAAAAACAAACCAAAAAACAACAAAUGUAAACAUUAACUUGAUAACAACUGACAAAUGCUCGCUUCACUAUUUUUUUUAUUUUAUAUAAGCUGUUUUUAAUUCUUUUAAGUAGAUAUUUUAUUUUAUAUAUUUUCUCCAUGUAAAGGCAUCCAGAAAAAAAUAACUGUUUGCACUGCAGGAAAAACUGUCAGAUGUUUCAUGCCUCAUUAUUAAUCUCUUCAAAUAUCAGAAUACACAUUACCAGAUGACUAGGAUGAUGAUUAUUUAUUUUAUUUUAUUAUUUAUUCUUUUUGAAAUGCAGGUUGUGCAAAUACAUUUACUGAUAUUACAUUCUAACACGAGCGAGAACAAAACGCGCUAUUUUCAUUUAAAGUCCACAUGAGCUACAUUAGCCAACAGCUUUACAAAUACUUUCUCAUUUCAGGCCUGUGGAAGAACAUUGUUAGGAUGUUUUUUAUGAUGUGGACCUUUCUGCUGGUGGACUUAAUGCCAUCAAUGGCUCAUCCCAUUGCACCACUUAAUGUGUUUCUUUUAUUUAGAGAAAAAGUUUUGAGCGUUUCAAUCUUGAAUUUAUAGACAUAUUGUGUACGUCUAUGCUUCAAGGUGAAAGGUAAAUAUCAAAGGAGUUCCUUGAGUGUACGCAUUUGUGAUGUUGCCACAUAGAUAGCUUGUGCUAUUCUGCUGCUCUUUCAGGAUUUUUUUCUGCUUCACUUCAGCUGUCAAGAUUUCCGCAAUGAAAAGUCUAAUAUGCAAAAGAAGAAAGCAGUAAAACAUCUCAAAAAAAAAAAAGAAAGAAAAGGUUGCUGACUUCUCUCUCCCUUGUUCGAUCGCUUUACAGCAGCACUAAUUUCCCAGAUGAUGCGAUUACCUGGAAACCUUAAGCUUCUCUAUCUAAUACAACGCCAUAGUGAUGGAGUUGCUUCUUUUUUUAUUCUUGUUUCUUAUUUCAGAUCGUUUUUCAUAAAAUAGCCAUACAUAAAAGAUGUGAAAAGGUGGCUACCGUGAAUAUGAACUAAUAAAAAAAACAGCUCCUGGUUUGCAACAUUUUUUUUCAUCCUGUCAUAUUUGCUUUAAAUCUCAAAGCUUCAGGUCUUGGUGUGAGGCCAUGCCGGAUAUUUCAUUUACACUUGUGUUUAUUGAAACUCCUGGCUUUUGUAAAUUGGAUCCUGCUCCAUUUGUUUCCAAUUGUUUGGCACCGGUUAGAAAAACCUAUUAUGACUGACAAGAGAUUGGUGCUCUAUAUGUCAGGUCACAUGCUUCAUUUAGCUUUUAUUUGUGCCAUGUUUACACCGAUGUUACAGUUUGUAGGCAGUUGCAGAUCCGCAGAGUUCAGAUCCUGAUUGUAGUGCGGUGCAAUGAACAGAAACUUUAGUGUGGUCAGGUUUGGCUCUUCACAAAUACUUCUUUUUGUCAGUUGCUUACUAUUACUUUAUUUAAAAAAACACUUUUCAAAGGAAGCAUCUGAAACCUAAAGGAAAGUUUCUCAAACACUGCAUUUUUAAUAAAAAUCUAAAUCCAAAGCGGCUACUUGUAAGGAUUGUGUAUGACAGGAUGACACUAUGGACUAAAAUCUAUUCAUUAAUAUCUAAUAAAAUCCACGAAAAUGUUCUAAAUGUUAAAAUACUUGGGACUGUUUGUGACUUAGUUACAUUUACACUUGGAUACCAAAGUAAUCAUGAUUUCUUCUCUCAUUUUACUUGUGAUGUGUGUGUUGGACAUCACUUUAUUUCCUCCUCCUUUAAUUCUUUCUUUUGCAGGACUGACUCAGUAUUUGUAAUGGUUUUUCGCUCUGUUUGCUCAGGGGGGAUUAGAGAUCUACAGCAGGGAGAAGAUUGCAUUACUGUUGCAAUUAUCUGAAAUCUAUUUAACGAUUAAAAAGCGCUGAAACUGAAUGCUUAGCAAGCUAAUGUGUAAUACUCCGAUUUAUUUAAAUACUCUUAAUCACCUUAAGUGUUUCCUAUUUAUUAUUUUGAUGUGUUUCUUGUUUGUGUAUGAAUACAUCUGUUUAGUCCAUCAGCUGAUUGUUUUUUAAGACUUAACAUCUUGGGAAUGCAGCAUAACCAAUUUUCCUUCAGUGGCCUCUGUAUUACCUUUUAACGAACAAUCGUCAGUGUUUGAAAUCAUUCUCUACACCAGUCAUUGUUCUAAGCAAUACACUACUCUACUCACUCUCCGUUCACUAUCCAAUAGUAUAUAUUUCUUAUCACUGUGUGUUUACAAUCACGCUGUGUCUAAUAAUAUCAUGUGAAAUCUCUGUACAGACUUUGUGUAAAGGUUUAUUCAGUUUUGUUUAAAAAAAAAAGAGGAGGAGGUUGGUUACAGCAGUAUCACACUAAGCUCUGUAUUUACAUCAUGUUAGAAACACUGAGCUUAAAUGCUUGCUUGUGUGUUGCUCAUAUUUAACGAUUGUGUCACAGAUACAACAAUUUACAGCUUCCUAUACAUUGCUGUUCUUUAAGCUCAAGCAAUGUAAAAAUAAAAUGACUGUUUCUGUUUUUCACAUUGUGUACACUCUACACAUCUACACAGAAGUUGACAAACUUGCUUUUGUUUUAUUACAAAUAAAAAGGUUUGACAUGUAUGGA